CGACGGAGGCGGGGAGGUAGGGGACGCGGAACCGAGGGACGGACUGAGGCUGGCUGGAUGGCUCAGAGUGGGACUGACAGUGACAGCGCUAAGGACAGGUGCGAGCAGUUAGCUUGAGACACAGGGAGAGGCGAGAGAGAGAGAAAGAGAGAGAGAGAAAGAGAGAGAAUCCGCGUGCUCCCUCCCCUGCAGACGCCCUCCUCUGUCCGAGGGAAGAGGCUGGGGCACUGAGUGGGAGAGGGAGAGAGAGAUGCGGGCUCAGAAGCAGCCAAGAGGGACCCUGCAUUGCUAGUGGGACCGAGCGACGAGGAGGAACCGCCAGACCCACUCACGGACUGACAGCGAGAGUGGCCGCUUGAGAACUGAGCGCAGGAAAGCCAGAAUCGCGCGCGGUGCUGUCAGGCUGAGCAAGAGACAGACAGACAACGUGCAGAGAGACAGACUGGCAGACAGGAGGUGGGGGCACGCUCAUUCCCAGCAGCCACCCGGGCGGAGAAGGCAGCGGCGUGCCCCCUGAGUGUGUCUGCAGCAGCGACAGGCAGCAGGGGCGGCGGGGUCGCCCGCUGAAGCCACCAGCGUUGCAGGAGCAGUGGCCACCACGGCCUUGCAAGGAUCCCAACCUCCGCUGUAAAAACCUCGUUUUACUAGCAGUUAAAUAAAUCGACCAAAAAAAAAAAAAAAAAAAGCCAAGCCAAAUCAAACAAAUCAAGCCAAAUCAAUCAUUGAGAAACAAUAAUAUUAAUAAAAGCCAAAAACUUAAUACAAUCAGUCAAGGCACCAAGACGCUGGGGGGAUAUCCACUGUGCGGUCAAGUAUGAAAACCAGUCAGUGAGCUGCGCUCAUGAGAAUGAUGAUCCAUGCUGUUAAAACUUCUCCUCCUCACACGCUUGUCCACAAAGACAGGGACGAAUGACGGAGCAUAAGGAGGGAAAGAGGAAAAGCAACUGUUGACGAUGUGUCAAACUGUGUAAGGGAAUCGCAUGGACAUGGGCAUUCCGAACUGUUAAUGGGGACAUGGGACUCCAGUUACCUCUGAUCACUUGUGUGGAUUUUCCCGGUGUAGAACGACAGAAGCCGCUAGUAAGUCGCCAAGACCUACAGCAGGAAUUCUGCGCAAAAGGGCAUCAAACCUUGCUGUUUUAAUUUGCGUCUGAAAGAAUGUCUGAGCCAGGGGACCUGAAUCAGGCCAUAGCAGAGGAAGGCGGGACUGAGCAGGAAAGGGCCACUCCAGAGAAUGGCAUCGUCAAGUCGGAAAGCCUGGAUGAAGAGGAAAAGCUGGAACUGCAGAGGCGGCUGGCGGCUCAGAACCAGGAGAGAAGAAAGUCAAAGUCAGGAGCAGGAAAAGGUAAACUGACACGUAGUCUUGCUGUCUGUGAAGAAUCCUCAGCCAGACCCGGAGGGGAGAGUCUCCAGGAUCAGGAAUCAAUUCAUUUACAGCUUUCCAGUUUUCCCAGCCUGCAAGAGGAUGAUAAAUCUAGGAAAGAUGACACUGAAAGAGAGAAAGAAAAGGAUAAAAACAAAGAUAAAUCCUCUGAAAAACCCAAGAUCAGAAUGUUAUCAAAAGACUGCAGCCAAGAGUACACGGAUUCGACAGGCAUAGACUUGCAUGAGUUUCUGAUUAACACGUUAAAGAACAAUUCCAGAGACAGGAUGAUACUCUUGAAAAUGGAGCAGGAAAUUAUUGAUUUCAUUGGUGACAACAAUAAUCAUUAUAAAAAGUUCCCUCAGAUGUCAUCCUAUCAGAGAAUGCUUGUCCACCGUGUGGCAGCUUACUUUGGGUUGGAUCACAAUGUGGAUCAAACAGGGAAAUCUGUGAUCAUCAACAAGACCAGCAGCACAAGAAUACCAGAGCAAAGGUUUUGUGAACAUUUAAAAGAUGAAAAAGGUGAAGAAUCCCAGAAGCGGUUUAUCUUGAAGCGAGAUAACUCUAGUAUUGAUAAAGAAGACAACCAGCAAAACAGAAUGCAUCCAUUUAGAGAUGACAGACGAAGUAAAUCAAUUGAAGAGAGAGAAGAGGAAUAUCAGAGAGUGAGGGAGAGAAUAUUUGCACACGAUUCAGUUUGCUCCCAGGAAAGCCUUUUUGUGGAAAACAGUAGGCUCUUGGAAGACAGUAGCAUAUGCAAUGAGACCUAUAAGAAAAGACAGCUCUUUCGGGGCAACAGAGAUGGCUCAGGGAGAACGUCCGGGAGCCGGCAGAGCAGCUCGGAGAACGAACUCAAGUGGUCCGACCACCAGCGGGCCUGGAGCAGCACAGACUCUGACAGCUCCAACCGCAAUCUCAAGCCCGCCAUGACCAAGACGGCGAGUUUUGGGGGCAUCACGGUGCUGACCAGGGGCGACAGCACGUCCAGUACCAGGAGUACCGGGAGGCUGUCCAAAGCAGGUAGUUCUGAGUCGUCCAGCAGUGCAGGCUCCUCAGGAUCGCUGUCCCGCACCCACCCCCCUCUCCAGAGUGCUCCCCUGGUCUCAGGUGUGGCAGCCAGUUCUCCUGGCUGUGUGCCCUUUCCAGAGAAUGGAAUGGGGGGCCAGGUUGGUUCCAGCAGCACCAGCUACAUCCUCCUUCCACUGGAAGCUGCAACAGGCAUCCCUCCGGGAAGCAUCCUUCUUAAUCCACACACAGGCCAGCCCUUUGUGAAUCCCGACGGAAGCCCUGCGAUAUACAACCCCCCCAGCAGUCAGCAGCCCCUGCGCGGCGCCGUGGUGGGGCCGUCGCAGCAGCAGCCCCGGCAGCAGUCCUCUCCUCAGCCGCAGCAGCAGGUGCCGCCGCAGCCGCAGAUGGCAGGAACGCUGGUCACUCAGUCUGUCCAGGGGCUGCAGGCUUCCUCCCAGUCAGUGCAAUAUCCAGCAGUCUCUUUUCCUUCCCAGCAUCUCCUGCCUGUGUCCCCAACGCAACAGUUCCCCAUGAGAGAAGACGUGGCGACGCAGUUCAGCCAGAUGAACCUGAGCAGGCAAUCCUCAGGAGAGACUCCUGAGCCCCCACCUGGCCCUGUCUACCCGCCAUCCCUCAUGCCCCAGCCAAGCCAGCAGCCCAGCUACGUCAUCGCCUCCACUGGCCAGCAGCUCCCCACGGGCGGGUUCUCAGGCUCUGGACCUUCCAUCUCCCAACAAGUCCUCCAGGCCCCUCCCUCGCCACAGGGCUUUGUGCAACAGCCUCCACCUGCACAGAUGCCCAUAUAUUAUUACCCAUCUGGUCAGUACCCUACCUCAACCACGCAGCAGUACCGGCCCGUGGCCUCCGUUCAGUACAGUGCUCAGAGGGGUCAGCAAAUGCCGCAGACAGCACAGCAAGCAGGUUACCAGCCGGUCUUGUCUGGUCAACAGGGGUUCCAAGGCCUAAUGGGAGUGCAGCAGCCACCCCAGAGUCAGGGUGUCAUGAGCAACCAACCAGGAACUCCGGUGCAAAGUGUGAUGGUCUCCUACCCAACCAUGUCUUCUUACCAGGUGCCAAUGACCCAAGGUUCUCAAGGACUGCCCCAGCAGUCAUACCAACAACCAAUCAUGCUACCUAACCAGACAGGUCAAGGGUCACUCCCAGCCACUGGAAUGCCUGUUUACUGUAACGUCACACCGCCAACCCCUCAGAACAACCUUAGGCUGAUUGGCCCACACUGUCCCUCCAGCACCGUCCCUGUGAUGUCGGCUAGCUGCAGGACAAACUGUGCGAGUAUGAGCAACGCCGGGUGGCAGGUCAAAUUCUGAGCGCUCUGGCUGUGGUACAUUUCUUCAGAUAUUACCCAUGGCCUUUAAGGGAAGAGGAGCAAGGUGGGAAAACUGGCUGAGGACUUAAGUAUUCACUCAACACUCAAAUAAUUGCUGCUGGUAUUCUGUAAAAAACAAAAACAAAAACAAACAAAAAAAACAGCAAACAAAGACUAAUACACACAUUAGCUGGUAAAUGGUGCAUAUUUCUGUCAUGUCUGCUAGGUAUGCCUUUAUAGCUUAGCUAGUGACAUGAAUUCAUCAAGGUAAGAUUUUCUCCUACCACUGAAUACCACUGUGUAGACUAUAUUAUCCCUACUUUGGAUUAUUAGUUUUGUACUUUGUGUUGAGUUUGUGAUGCUAAAACUAUUUAAAAAUUAUAUACUGAACUCAUAUUGUACCAAAGCUGUAAUGGAAAAGCAAAGAAUUGAUGAAUGGAAGGAAUAAUUUAUAUACACUAUAGAGUUUUCUUUUUUUAAUGGAUAUCUACUGUAUUGUAGUGUUUAACCAAAAUAAAACUAUUUG
This is a messenger RNA of Pteronotus mesoamericanus, 4224 nucleotides long. RefSeq names its product cAMP regulated phosphoprotein 21 (gene ARPP21). The record is from RefSeq and is a predicted model, not a curated record. Gene Ontology annotation, molecular function: nucleic acid binding. The coding region runs from base 1159 to 3699 and encodes 846 amino acids. Gene Ontology annotation, cellular component: cytoplasm. NCBI's taxonomy places the organism in Eukaryota, Metazoa, Chordata, Mammalia, Chiroptera, Mormoopidae. The transcript has 22 exons.